AUGCGUAUGAAGUGUUUUUCCCCUAGACUUGCAAAGAAAACACCAUGGACAAGCUCCUUCCGAAUCUUAAGAUACAAAUUUUCUCCUGCGAGAUACAAUAAGUUCGAACCAAGGUUUGAGGGCUUCAUUCUCGCACAGUUACCCCCUCUUCCCAAACCUUCGGAAGGAUUAGCGAACUUAAUGUGGAAAUUUAAUGAGUUGAGCGAUUUUGGCGACAACUAUUCUGGAAGUGUCAAUAAUGCAAUUCGUGAUGAACAGUUUCAAAAGAAUGCAAAAGCUUUUAGAACUUUCUACUCAAAAUCAAUACGGAAUGCCAAAUAUCAGAGGGAAUUAUCGAAAGCUUUGGCAGAAUUAUGGAAAAAUGAACCAAGUAAACCCCAAUGGUCCCUAUAUGCACUGGUGUACAAUCUUAGGGAGAAAAAUAUUCCCUUCAUGCAAUGGUUAUGUGCGAGUUUGAAUAUUGGUGGUGGAAUAUCAGAUAACUAUUCGCAAAAGUUUGUAACAAUCAAAAAUACGAGCUGUUGGUUGUUGAAGAUGUAUAUUUGA
This is a messenger RNA of Suhomyces tanzawaensis NRRL Y-17324, 546 nucleotides long. RefSeq lists its product as uncharacterized. Lineage: Eukaryota; Fungi; Ascomycota; Pichiomycetes; Serinales; Debaryomycetaceae. Gene Ontology annotation, molecular function: DNA binding, bending. The transcript is spliced from 3 exons. The record is from RefSeq and is a predicted model, not a curated record. Gene Ontology annotation, cellular component: nucleus. The coding region runs from base 1 to 546 and encodes 181 amino acids. Gene Ontology annotation, biological process: positive regulation of mating-type specific transcription, DNA-templated.